Molecule: messenger RNA, 1388 nt
Organism: Carica papaya (papaya)
Lineage: Eukaryota; Viridiplantae; Streptophyta; Magnoliopsida; Brassicales; Caricaceae
Source: RefSeq, a predicted model, not a curated record
GGCGGACUUGGCGGCAGGGGUGGUUUUAGGUUCCGACAAGCUGCGGAUCGCCCUUAUAUCAUCUAUAAUUCUGGUAAUGUUUGGGUUCUCACCAUACCUAUGUACAUAGGUCGUAAUCUUUUCGACUUCCACGAGAAGGGGAAUCGUCGUCAUCACAUACCUACGAAUUCUCCGCACAAUUUUGUAGCCGAUAAGCAGGGGAAUGCCGAAAUCAUAGAGCAGACCGGUGAUUUUUGCAAUUUCACGGCGUCCGAAGGGGUCAAUAUUAAUUUCAAUGGAAGGAUUACCCACGAGUUUCCUAUCUUCGGGGGAGAGCACGUACAUCUCAUCAUCUUCAACCUCGAUGUAUCGGCGAUGCACAUGGACGAUUCGAAACAUGAUGGUUGAUGAGAAUGGAGGAGAAUCUACGAAUGGUGUAGGCUUUACUUCGAGAUGAUACUGCACUUCCAGCGUCAUGUUUCUAAUUCUACUUGAUUGCAGCAAAAGCAACUCUCUGGUAGAGGAAUCUCUACUUAUACGAGAUCUCUGUAUGUACAACUCCCGCUCCAACCAGAACUAUACAUAUAUGAUGACCCAACUAGUAGAUUAUUAUUUCACAUCGAAGACUCGAGUAAGCGACCAUGACUUGCCAUCGAUAGCAUCAAGAAAAGCCAAAAUUAAAUUUAAAAUUGUAUGUAUGUAUCGACACUUGAGGGUUGCUGAUGAAGACAAUUCAAGAGGCCAGAUCAGACCUAUGAUGUCAUACUCUGAGUCUCCGGUGGUAUUAGACGCUCCCACUCUUCACGUUAAAGUUGAGGAUUUGGGGCUUCGCGAAGAAUCUGAGAUUAAAAGAUUACUCUUCAGUUUUGGCAUCACAGGAGACGUUGUUUCAGAAAUCAUAGAUGAAAUCAUCUCCAAUUUGAAGUCAGCUGGUCGCAGGAGGAUCUCAAUGGCGGUGGGUGUAGGCGUGUUUAGGUCAGAAAUCCAUAGAGAUGGUAGAAGUUUUGCUGAUUCAUUGAGGAGGAUCAAAAGAAGUAUUCCUGCUUCCGAGUCCGCCAUUGAAGCGCUGGAGAAGGUGAAAUGGGAGAGUGGUAGUGGUGAAUGUGGAAUAUGUAUGGACGAAUUUUUGGGUGAGUCGGAAGUCAGUCGGAUGCCUUGCUCGCACCUUUAUCACCCAAACUGUAUUUCCAAAUGGUUGAACUUGAAUCACACAUGUCCUAUAUGUCGCUUCCCUGUUCAACACGAUUCAUCUUACUGGUCUUAAUUUAGAUAUUGUAGUAUUCAUAUUGCCAACAAUAGAGUUGGAGCAAAGUCAUGAAUGUUCACAGUGUCAGUUGAAUCGCUUGUAAGUUGUGGGUGUGCAGAUUUAUGAAAGAGUUGAGUUGAACUAAAAUAUGUAUAUUGAUUAU